CGCAACCCGGAAGAGUCGGGGGCCGGCGCUCAACCUAGGCCGCCGCGCUCGCCCCCUGCCUCGAGUCUGGGCGCUAUGGCCUGAGGUGGCCUCCGCAGCCCUGCUACCCCCUGAGGCCUCCCCGCCACCCUCCCGCCAUGGCCCAGGGGGCCGGCGAGGCGGCCGUGGAGGGGGAGCUGGGAGAUGACAGCCUGUCUGUGAUAACCUGUGAAUCAGAUACAGAAAUGAAGUUAAAGAAGAAAAUUUUUCACAAGCCUCCAAAGUCACCAAAGUCUCCAUACUGCUCUAGUACACAACUGUAUCCUAAAAGAGCUGCAGUUUGGCGAUCUCUGCAAGGAACAGGCAGUGCACAUCUCGAGAGUGCAGCUGUAAAAAAACCAAGACAGAUGUGGCUGGGAUCGCUGAAAAAAGGAAUGAGCCAUCCUCUGAAAUCAGAUGUUGACAUGGGGCAUAUGCGAACUAACAUUUCUAGUAGCACUCCAGAAUAUUUGAAAGAAGCUCUAGGAAUGAAGAAGCCAAAACAUUCUCGUUCUUCUAGUAAUGGCUAUGUUCCUGGAACUCCUGACUACAAAGAAAAAGAAGAUAUGUAUGAUGAAAUUAUAGAACUGAAAAAGACAGUACAAGCUCAGAAAAAUGAGGGAGAUCGAAUGAAAACUAAGAUCCGUCGAUUGGAAGAAGAGAACAAUAGAAAGGAUAAACAGAUUGAACAACUGUUGGAUCCUUCCAGGGGCUCUGAGCUGGCCCGAGCUCUGUCAGAAAAGAAGACUGAUAAUGGAUGGGUGGUUAGUGGAUUAAAGCAGAAGAUUCUCAAGCUAGAACAACAGUGCAAGGAGAAAGACAACACUAUUAACAAAUUCCAGGCAGACAUGAAGACCACUAGUUUGGAAGAAAUGAGGAUAGCUAUGGAAACCUACUAUGAUGAGGUUCAUCGUCUCCAACUCCUCCUGGCAAAAUCUGAGACUAUGAGGAAAAAUACAGAGGGCAGAGAUACCCAGAAACGACUAAAGGCACUGAAUGCUGCUGUCCUGAGAUUAUCCAGGGAUGUCAAGGAAUUGCAGAAUGAGAAUCAGAGGCUGAAAGAAGAUCUAGAUCAUGUGCUAAGCAGUUCUCCUUCUUCCAAUAAAACAAAAAAUUAUAGUGAGUGGAGCAGACAGAGGCUGGUGAGGAGGAUUUCGGAACUAGAAAAAAAAGUAUGUGCCAUGGAGAACACCAGGGUGUCAUCAGCAGAUAGUGAGUCAUCACAGUUACUUGCUGUGUCAUCUUCACCUUCUGUAGACAUGGAUCAUCCAGCCUCUCAACAGGUAGACCAUGCUGAAGAAUGUCAUCGCCUCCAAGGACUAGUGAAGAAACUGAAGAAUGAUAGGAAGGCGCUUCAAAAUCUCCUACUCAAUAAAGAAUUAGAUAUCAGGCAGUUACUGCAGUCUAAGGCUGAAGUGGAGUUGGAGCUGCAGAAGCAUCAGAAUAAGAUGGAACAGAAGAGUACAGAGGAGCAGAUUUUAAGUGAGGAAAUCCAGAACCUGACACAGAAAGUAGGGAAAUUAGAGUCAAAAUUGGAGGAAGAGAAGAGACAAACGGCAGAAGAUACAAUGGAAAAGCUUAAUAAGUCUUCACCAGUUAAAGACAAAGAAGAUCACAUGAAGGAACAAGCAGCCAAAAUCAUCCAGAGAUGGUGGAAGAUGUACCGACACAAGAAAGAAGAAAUUGCUCUGGAUGAGGCAGUUGUUAUGCUUCAGGCAGCUUUCAGAGGACAUUUAGCUCGACAGAAACUGUUACUGAAUAACAGGAUGCAUGAUGCAAAAUCUCACAAGGACUCCUGCAUGUCUUCCAUGUCAAACUCCUUGAGCUUGUCUUCUGAUUGCAAGGACAAAGAUGAGAUUGUGACAUUCAUCCAAUCCAUAUUCAGGGCUCACUUAGCACGUACAGUACUGCUUGAGGAGAGGCCCUCUGUGUCCAGGGCACCAAGUGGGAAAGCAGAUUCUGCAGUUUACAUUACAGAGAAGAAACCAGCCUUAGCAGCACUCCAGACACCUCAUGCAAUCUUCAUGUCAUCUCUUCCUGCCAGGUCCUCUGAGAAGUAUUCGCAGCCUGCUCUCCCUCUGUCUGUGGAUGAAGCUCACUCAGACGAUUCAGAUGAUAUUGUCAUUGUCUCUCCACUGUUGCAGAUGAAGAAAAACUACACCCACUUUUAAGUUUUGUCAACAGGCUCUGGUGUUCUGCAAUUAUUCAAUUCACAAAACUGUUUCUACCAAGGUGAAGCAUAUCAGAGAUGAAAGAGGGGAGAUAUCAGUUCCUUUUUAUUGACAGUUGUCACUAUUUCAGCCAUAAAUGAGUAAUUGUUUGGUAUGUCAUCUCUGCAGACUUUAUGGCUAAAAGCCACUGAUUGACUGUUGACUGUUAUCCUCCUGGUACGCAGAAAGAGUUUGGAUUUAAAAACUAAAAUGAAGCACUUUAAUAUUUUGUCUCACAAUGAGGAUUAUAAAUUCAAUUGCCAAAUUUAAAUGAAAACAAUAAAGCCUUAGGCUGUUUCAUGUCAAACAAAGUUUUGUUUCAGGUCAACUAAAAUAAUUUGUUUAAUCAGAAAGUGGUUAAUGACAUGGCUCCAAUUUUCAGUCUGUGUACAUGAAGGGGAACAGGUUGUAUUUGCUACCAGGUGCUCUAUUUAAAAAUUUUACUGUGUCAAUUUUUAAUAUCUCUUUUGUUUAUUUUUAUACUGAAAAUUUACAGUCUAUGCAGACCUUGUAAAGGCUUUUAGAAAGCCAUUUCUUUGUCAUAGGGCUAUUCUGGGCCUACUAUAUUAGCAGGGUUUUCUUAUUUAUUGCUUUUUCCAAGUGUGCUUGCUAUGAUAUGUAUAGUACUAUUUUGUAUUUGAAAUGUCCGAUCAUGUAAUCAAUUUUUUUAUAUUUGUCAGAGAAGGUGUAUAAUAGCAGGAGUGUUCUAUGAAGGAUACCCUUGUGACUGCUUUUUCUGCUUACAUAUCACAAAUAUGAGUGGAUUAUGCAGGGUCAUCUCUCAUAUGUGAAAACAUUUGACAUAGGAGACAUGUUGCUUUAUGUCCUGUUUUAGCUUACGUCACUCGACUGUCUGAAGCUUUCACCUAACUAGCUUGCUCAUGCACUGACCACCUUGGGGCUUUAAGUCUAACGUUGCUUUGCUGUUGUUGAUCUCUCUUCUCAGUACCACUCUGCAUGUGCACAGUAAGUCCAGUCACAGGCUGGGAGAGGGAUCAUGAUAUACAGCGAUCUUCUGUCGUCAGGUAAAGCUACAAGGCUGGCUGCUGGAGAGCAGGGGCACUCCCAGCUCUGAUCUGAGGGAUAUGGAUUGGGAUGAGCGUAAUAAACAAAACCUAACCCCUGCAGUUUGGUUUAGGAAUAGAAGUGGUAGGUUAGAUUAUAAUAGAAAGUAAGACUACAUCCAGAAAUAACACUGUUUGACAGUAUUGUUGGCCAUGGAAGGACCAAAGACAUAAUGGGCUGUGGAGAAUAUUGUCAGAGGGGUCUUUCCAGAUCUUUUACACAGACUGUACCCCUGCUUGACUGGAAGGAGGACCUUAUAGCUCCUACUAUCAUGCCACCAUCCUUCAUAGGCAUUACAAUGUGUGGGGGGUUUUUUAAGGUGAACUAGAUAAAUUAUAUGAUAUUUACUGGAAGGAAAAUUUAAUUUUAUGAACACACAGUGAAGUUUUUGUGAAGACCCUAAUGGUUUCUUUGUCAUCAAAGAGUAAUAAAGACUCCUGUAAACAGAAAGCAUGCUUUUAAAUAUAAGAUUUUUAUCA
This is a messenger RNA of Tyto alba (common barn owl), 3772 nucleotides long. It is a transcript of the gene IQCE, whose product is annotated as IQ motif containing E. The transcript is spliced from 22 exons. The record is from RefSeq and is a predicted model, not a curated record. Gene Ontology annotation, molecular function: protein binding. NCBI's taxonomy places the organism in Eukaryota, Metazoa, Chordata, Aves, Strigiformes, Tytonidae. The coding region runs from base 138 to 2189 and encodes 683 amino acids.